AUGCACUUCAAUUCACAUGAUGGAUUAUUGUACAGAACUGCCAUUCGUUUUAGCACAUUAUUCAAGGUGAACAAUGUUCGAUAUUAUAUUGUUGGUGGAUAUGCACUUAUUUUUCAUGAAAUGGUCAGAAAUACAAUGGAUAUUGAUAUUAUCGUGAAUGAAGAUGAUUUUCAAAAAGCCAUUCAAAUCUUAUAUGAAAUCGGCUAUACAAAAGUAAUUGGUGAUCGAUUAUGUAUUCGUUUAGAGCAUGAACAUUUCUUGUCGAUUGAUCUUUUUGUUUCAACAAUUUAUGGUCCUCACCCAUCUCCAACAAAUACGAUUGAAUAUGAACAGAAUAUUAUAUUUUGUACUGUUCCUGUUAAUGCAUUAAACAAUUCAAUUAAUAAAUAUCAUUGA
Rotaria sordida is the source of this 396-nucleotide messenger RNA. The record is from the annotation of a GenBank genome assembly. Lineage: Eukaryota; Metazoa; Rotifera; Eurotatoria; Philodinida; Philodinidae.